AUGGCGAACUUCAAGAUCGGAGUCGCUUUUGCUGGAACCCUGGUGACGGCACUGGUAUUGUUACAGCUGCUUUCUAUCGUUCAGACGUACAAUCCACCACCUAGUUUCGACUCUGUGGAAAAGCAAUCAUCGAAAUGGGAACAAAGAGCGGCAGAUCCAGUGUCUGAUGAUGUUUUCUUACUAGGAGCUGGGAAAGCUGAUAUUACGGGCCCCGUGGUAGAGGUGGCAUUUGGUGGUUAUGCUAUGCUGGAACAGAUCGGCACUGGUCUACGACAGAGAAUUUAUUCUCGAGCCUUCAUUGUUGCCAACCCCGAUCAACCAGAUGACACUUCAAUCUAUCUGGUUAUUGACGCGCUGACGGGCGACACUGCGGUGCGGCAUGGAGUGCUCGAGGCGCUCGCAAAGCUAGGGGGUGACUAUGCGCGAUACGGCGAGCGCAACGUUGCCUUGACUGGGACGCACUCUCAUUCAGGGCCAGGCGCUUGGAUGAACUAUCUUCUCCCACAGAUCCCCAGCAAGGGAUUCGAUAAGCAGAGUUAUCAGGCCAUUGUUGACGGCGUGGUCCUCUCUAUCCAACGGGCCCACGAGAGCCUGGCGCCAGGUCGCUUGAGCUUUGGAUCGAUCGAUAUUGAGAAUGCGAACAUCAAUCGGAGUCCUUACUCGUACGAUGCUAAUCCCGAAGACGAAAAAGCACGCUAUUCGGCAAACGUGGACAAGACCAUGACUCUCUUGCGGUUCGACAGAGAGUCGGACAACAAGACAACCGCCAUUCUCACCUUCUUCCCCGUACACGGCACAUCCAUGUAUAACAACAAUACUCUGGUCACUGGCGACAACAAAGGCGUUGCUGCCUGGCUUUUUGAGCGAAGCGUCCAGGACGAUGGCAAGUUUGCUGAUAACUUUGUCGCCGGAUUCUCCCAGUCGAAUGUUGGGGAUACCAGCCCAAAUGUGCUGGGUGCAUGGUGUGAGGAUGGGUCCGAGCAGAUGUGCCGCUAUACGGACAGCACCUGUGGUGGUAAAACUGAGGACUGCCACGGUCGCGGGCCCUUCUUCCGCGAAAAGGACAAUGGAGCCAAAAGCUGCUUCGAGAUUGGGCGCCUGCAGUACUCGGCAGCGAAGAAGCUGUAUAGCCAGAUAGACGCCAACCCAACUCAAGUCACUGGAAGCUCGAAUGUCCGUGCCUUCCACGCCUACCGCGAUCUUGCAGGCUAUACUUUCCAGUCUCCGUUCAAUUCUAGCAUGCUGACUACAUGUUCUGCAUCACUGGGCUUCUCUUUUGCAGGCGGCACAACCGACGGUCCUGGUAUGUUCGACUUCACGCAGAACAGCUCCGGGCCCGCAAAUUCUAACCCAUUGUGGUACGUUGCUCGCGCGUUUAUCCAUCAGCCGUCAAAGGAGCAGCGAGAGUGCCAGGCGCCCAAGAGCAUCCUCUUGGAUGUGGGAGCCAACAAAGAGCCGUAUCCGUGGGAGCCAAACAUCGUGGACAUCCAGGUCCUGCGGGUGGGUCAGUUGUUAAUAAUCAUCUCCACUAGUGAAGCGACUACCAUGUCCGGGCGACGCUGGAAGGAAGCAGUUGCCAAGUCGGCCAAAGAUGUGCUUUCGAUCAAGAACCCCUUGGUUGUCUUGGGCGCUCCGUCAAAUAGCUACGCACAUUACGUCGCUACAGAGGAAGAGUACAGUAUACAACGCUAUGAGGGUGCUUCGACACUUUACGGACCCAAUACACUCGCUGCAUAUAUCAACCUGACUCUCUCAUAUCUCCCGUACCUCGGCGAUUCGCCUGACGUUGCCACUCUCCCCCAGAUGCCCUCGGGGUUGCAGCCACCCAUCAACACCGACAAAUCGUUGACAUUCAUCCCGGGUGUUGUAUAUGACAACGCUCCGAUCGGCAAAUCGUUUGGCGACGUGGUCUCGACGGUUAGUAAGACUACAUACAAGCCCGGCGAGACAGCGAGCACGACAUUCGUCGGAGCCAACCCGCGGAACAACCUGCGCCAGGGAUCCACGUUUGCAGCGGUCGAACGACAGAACCCUGACACGGGCAAAUGGGAGACCGUGCGUACAGACAAUGAUUGGAACCUGAUGUACCAUUGGAAACGAACCAAUGGUGUAUUGGGAUACAGCGAGGUCACACUUGAGUGGCAGAUUGAGGAUGACUAUUACAAUCUGGACAAUCCGAAUGCUCUCCAGGCCGGAACGUAUCGUUUUCAUUAUUAUGGUGAUUCGAAGAACGUCCAAGGCAAGAUCAAGUCGUUUGAAGGGAUUGGAAAGUCUUUUACCGUUGCAACCAAUUGA
Molecule: messenger RNA, 2295 nt
Organism: Aspergillus clavatus NRRL 1
Lineage: Eukaryota; Fungi; Ascomycota; Eurotiomycetes; Eurotiales; Aspergillaceae
Product: neutral/alkaline ceramidase
Exons: 2
Coding region: 1-2295 (764 amino acids)
Biological process (GO): ceramide catabolic process; long-chain fatty acid biosynthetic process; sphingosine biosynthetic process
Cellular component (GO): extracellular region
Molecular function (GO): N-acylsphingosine amidohydrolase activity
Source: RefSeq, a predicted model, not a curated record